Molecule: messenger RNA, 13964 nt
Organism: Lymnaea stagnalis (great pond snail)
Lineage: Eukaryota; Metazoa; Mollusca; Gastropoda; Lymnaeidae
Source: the annotation of a GenBank genome assembly
ACACUAACGAUUUUAGACUGCAAGAUUAAAAAAUGGCGAACAGAACAGUCAAAGACGCUCAUUCUAUAAAGGGAACCAAUCCACAAUAUUUAGUUGAAAAAAUUAUAAGGACUAGAAUUUAUGAAUGCAGAUACUGGAAAGAAGAAUGCUUUGCUUUAACAGGUGAUUUCUAUCCACAAAAACUAAUUAUGUUAAAAAUUAUAUAACAAUAUAUUCACUUACUCACUUACGUCUUGUUUUCGAUAUCCGAUUUAGUAGAGAAAAAAAAAUAGAGAAACACAUCGACACAUGAUUACUUUUCAAACUUUUAUUGAGUUUGACUCAUGCCUGAAACUGAGACUAGCAACUUCAAAUGAAGUUCAUUAAACUUAGGCCUAAGCCUAAACAAUUUCAUCACUUUGUUUCUAGUUUCGCCAAAGCUGCCCUUUCCCUUAUUUAACUUACUAUAUUUAUAUACUAUGACUAUAGACUACAGUCUAUAGAUACUAUGCCCCCCCUACCUAAGUAAGUAAGUAAUAAAGUAGUAGUAGGCCUACUAAACUUAGUGUAGUAGUUAGUAAGUUACUUUGGGGAAAUUUGCCUUGGCAAAAACUAGUUCAAAAUUUGUAUGGGAAAUGGGAAUUAGUUUUUAUGUUUUGGACAUUGUGGCUUUUUCAUUGAUAAAAGAAGGUACUUCGAUAACGCACACAAUCUGUGCAUGUUGAAAAAUUACGUAGUUUGUUGUGACACGCUUUUGGCAUAGGAUUUUCGGUGACCUAUGUUUAUUUCUCUUUUUGUCUUAACGAUAAAUUGAUUUCUUCAUCAUUGACAUGGACAGAGUAGUAGAGAAGCUUCUCUUCAGAAGAGCAUGCCAAUCUAAAUAUGGAAACGAGGCUAUUCGUUUCACACCUAUGGUGACACAGUGAACAUAAUUUUAAGCUUUAAUCAUCGAAUACUUUUUUUCAUAAGAAAUAUGCAUUUAAUUGGACCUCCAUUAGAGUGACCAAAUAAUGAACUGGGAAAAAUGGGACUCACCCAACGAGGGUUUGGGGGGAUACCCUCCAAACAGAGGCGUAGCGAAGUGGGGUAGGAGGGACAGAUGUUCCUAGGCGCCAACGAGUUAGAGGCGCCAAAAUAUGCUUUUAUAUUAUUUUAUUGAUGAAAAUAAUGGGUUUAAGAGUUGAAAAAAGAAAAGGGGGGCGCUUUAAAAUGAACCUGAACCUGUCAACCCUUCCGAUUUUGUCGGAAUUAUACGGAUUUUUCACCCCCUCAUUCCGACCAUCCGACAAACCCCUUAAAAUCCAGAUUUUCCAAACAUUAUAAUUUUUCACCCGUCAUAAAAAUCGGAAAGCGGAAAAAAAAUUUUUUAAAUCGGACACGACAGGAAGUAGUGCAUUUCUUAGAUGCCACUUCUUUUGUUUUUACGAAGUGUCUACAUCAUGACUACAUGUCCGGCAAUCGGAUCAAUAGGUUCUUGAGAUAUUCGUCUGGCUUUAAUUGUUAUAUAUUCGACCAAGUCACAUCACCGCCGUAACUAAGUCGUGAGAUAUUUGUCCGUCAUCCUUGUCACGUGACCGCUAAUACCAAUAGUAGUAGUAGUCGAUCAGCGUUUAGGGUACUUCAUUUCAACAAAUUAAAGGUAGUCUGGAAAUUUACACGAAAAAAGAAAUAUGUUCAAUUCUACAAAAGAAAUACUAGAACCAUUGCUGGUAUAUAUAAUGAACGAUUAAUCUGUUUUUUUUUUAAAUAUGCCCAAUUUAGCUAUUUUGAGACUUUGAAAUCUUUUUAAAUUUACGUUCACUUUUAAAUUUUAAUUUUAACUCUGAGGCAUAUCAUAAACAAAAACAAUAAUUUUUCAGUGUCAGCAGAGUGGUGGAGGGGGAACAGUGCAGCCAUCACAUGAGCCCACAUCAUUACUGGCACUGGCUACACAGCUAGCCAAAAUAUUACUUGAAGUUAUAUUAUAAAUUAGGAUGUUUUAGUGAUAUGAAAAUGUGUUUUGUUUCAGAAACAGGACAUUUAUGCAUCCCGAGAGACUUUUUCGGGACACUGGGUACGAUCACGAAAAAACGGGACAAUCCCGUUUUUACGGGACGUUUGGUCACCCUAACCGACAUUACAUGCAUUAUAGUUUAUCCAUUUUAAAAACUAACUAGUUGUACUAACGUGAAUAAUUCUUUCGCUGGAAAUCAAUAUUCAUCCCAGUGAUGGUUUGAUGGUUUUGGACAAGUUUAAAUAUUUAUGUCUCACACGUUAUAGGCAUCUUUUACUGGUUUUAUUUUUGUGACCAUAACUAUCAAAAUUGUAUUUCAUAUAAUAAUCUUUUUAUAUUUAUUUACAAAUUGAUUAACUCUCAAAAGACUGUAGAUUUUUCCGGUUUUUAUUGACCUUGAAUACAUCUUAUUAUUCAAUGUGUCUCAUGGCUGUAAUUUUUUAGCUACCUACAAGUAUCAUAUAUCAUUUUAAAGGUAAUUGGAUGCUCUUUGAUAUUUGGUGUUUGUUCAAAAUAUCCUUGCUAAAUUUGAUUUAUUAUUAUUUUUGUAAAAAAUAAUUUUUUUUUAAGUCGAUAAAAACAUAACAUCACAGUGUUAUGCACUAGCUUCUAUUGUGAGAAAUUAAUCUCUUAUUUUUUAAUUUAUGGCUCGUUUAAAUAGUACACAACAAAGGACAAUACCAUAGAGACAUACAAAUGCAAAAAAAACGACACCCAAAACAGUGCCAAUUACAAUUAAUAAGAUUUAAUUUAGUAAUAUACAAUUACGAACAAAAGAAAUAUAAUUACAAAUCAUCAAUUUACAGAGUAUCGGAAAAAUCUUGUACCGGUGCACAAUUAGUACAAUGUGCCAAUUAAUAAUGAAGAAUGCGAAAUAAACACAUGAGCACACAAAGAAUCAUACACGUCUCGUGAAGUUAAAAAUAUCUAUCAAUCUCCGUCUCCCUCUGUGCCUGUCAAUCCCUUAUAUAUGUGGGUCUACCGACGCGUCUAGAAACGCCCUUACUUUUCUAAUACAAUCGAGAACUUUCGACAAGAUACUAUAUAUUGUUACGCACUGACUUGUAUUGGGAGAAAUUAUUCUCCUAUUUUAAUUUUAAUUGGCUCGUUGUAAGCAGUGCCUAACAAAGGACGAUACCAUAGAAUCAACAAUAUUAAAAAUACGACCCAAAACAGUUUCAAGUUACAAUUAAUUAAGAUUUAUUAUGUCUUAAGAUAAUUACAAAAGAAAAGAAAAAUAUAAUUACAAUCUUCAACUUACAGUAUGGUAGAUCUUGUACCGGUACACAGUUAACACAGUUAGAAUAAUGUGCCAAUAAAUAAUGCGAAAUAAACACAUAUGAGCACACAAAUACACAAAGAAUAAAACACGCCUCGUAAUGUUAAGAAAAUUUAUCUGAAAAUCUCCCUUCUUCCGAGCCUGUCAAUCCCUUAUAUAGGUGGGUCUACCGACGCCCAAGCCCUGCCUUCGAGCUGCUACAUGGCAUUUCUAGAACCAUCAGAUUCAUUCUACAAAACACUACUUGGAACAGAUUAAUUAUUUUUAGUAGUUGGCGGUGUAAACAAGAAAUACAUCAAAAGCCUAAGCCACACCCCUUUGUGAACACAGCGUCUCAUGCGGGGUCAAUCAGAGGGCACGCACGAGAAAUAUUAUGUAAACAAGCUCUCUAUAACAAUAUGCUUUGACCAUUUUACUCUUGUUUUGGCACACUCAAUUAAUUUGCUGUUAAUGUCAGGUUGCGGCGCACGGCACAAAGAUUUUGGGCUUUACAGGAAUGGGUUCAUCAUCAAAGAUGUCCUAUUUUCCCUAAAUUGUUAAUCAAUUGUUACAUUUUCUUUAUGCUGAUACAGUUCUUUGUAUUUUGCAUUGAGAUACAUAAAAGUCUGCCAAUUUGCACAGCAUGUCUCCUUUAUUUUAAGUAUCUGAAACUUUUAGGAAACUCAAUAUAGCCUUGAAUAUGUCCUUUGUCAUAACAGCCUUUCUCAUAGUCAACCGUAUAAGGAUUUUCUGGACCUCUAUUGUAAAAUGAAAAGCUUGACUUAUUCCUGCAUUCAUAAUAAAUCCACUUAGUAGAUAAAACUCCUCAUCAAUGAUGUUAUACCUGGACCAAUUUUUGAAAACAGAAAGCUUUUUCGGUCCACUGUCCUGCACACACUUCUAUAUCUUAAGGGCCCACGAUCAAUUUAUUGAUCAUUUUGGCUCCUAUGCAUGUAUAUACAUAUAUGCAACCAAAUCUGUAGUAAAAUAGAGUUUGAAAAAGUCUAAAUGCUUUAGUGUGUAGUAACAGUGAACCGGUCUUGUGGCAAAACAUGUGUAAAAAAUGUGUAACACAGCGAAAAAUGAAAUUCAUCAAUGGUCAAGUUGCUACCAGAUUUCUUCAAGAACUAGUAAUAUAAAUGAUUUUUUUUUAUUGCCAAAUAGAAAUUUAACAUGCCAAAAUAGUUUUGUCACCCGCGCAAGUCAUCAGUCAUCCAACUAUACCCAUCAUCCCAAGUCUCGUGGCGACAGGCAGGCUCUUCUAAAUGCAUGACGAAGGGGCUAGAAUAGGUGCCCAAAAGAAUGCCUGCUCCUUCACACCCUGGCCGACUGAACACGGCCAGCGGGGACACAAUCUUUGCGCUCGUAAAUCAAGGAUAAACACUAUUUCACUUAAAAUUGCCACAUGGAACAUACGCACACUGCUUGACAGAGACACUUCUAACAUACCUCAACGUCGCACGGCGCUCAUUGCCCAUGAACUUGCGAGAUAUAAUAUAGACAUCGCGCCCUUAGUGAAACCAGAUUCUCUGGCAAGGGUGAAAUCACAGAAAGGCUUGCUGGCUAUUCUUUCUUCUGGAGCGGGCGUGACCCUGACGCAAGGCGAGAAGCUGGUGUUGGCUUUGCUAUCAAAACCUCUCUUGUGAGCAAGCUCCCCAGCUCUCCAAAAGGUAUAAAUGACCGUCUCAUGACGUUGAAAAUCCCCCUCUGACAUGGAAAGAAGUCUGCUACCUUAGUCAGUGCCUAUGCACCCACCAUGACAAACACAGAAGAGACCAAAAACAAAUUCUAUGAAUACCUGAAGACUGUUAUCUCUUCCACACCGUCUGCUGACAAACUCAUCAUACUUGGGGAUUUCAAUGCACGUGUCGGCAGUGACUACACCUCCUGGGGGGGAGUGAUUGGGAAGCAUGGUGUUGGUCAGUGCAACAGCAACGGCCUACUGCUACUGCAGACCUGUGCUGAACAUGACCUUCUAAUAACGAACACCACCUUCAGCCUGCCAACGCGCAACCGGACCUCCUGGAUGCACCCCCGUUCUAAACACUGGCACCUAAUUGAUUAUGUCAUAGUCAGAAAUAGGGACCGCCAGGACGUGAGGGUGACUAAGGCCAUGUGUGGCGCAGAAUGUUGGACGGAUCACCGCCUCAUCGUCUCAAAGAUGAAAAUUCAUAUCCAACCUAAGAGACGACCUCAGGCCACGAAAGUUCCGAAACGCCUCAACAUAAAUAGGCUGAAUAUCCCUGAUGUGAGACAAACUUUUGUUGACAGCCUAGAUCAACGCCUUGAUACAAUCACACUGGACAACCAGGACGCGGAAAAAGCGUGGACCACGAUUCGUGAGAUGGUCUACAAUACAGCCGCUGAGCGCCUCGGACCCUCUACGAGGAAACACAGGGACUGGUUUGACGAAAACAACACAGCUAUCCAAAUUCUUCUUGAGCAAAAACGCCGAGCGUACAAGGCCCUCCAUGAUGACCCAACGUCAACAGCAAAGACAGCUGCACUUAGGGGCAUCCGCAGCAAGGUCCAAAUACAACUGCGCCAGAUGCAAGAUUCCUGGUUGAAUUCAAAAGCUGAUGAAAUACAGGGCUUUGCAGACAAGAAAGACAUGAAAAACUUCUACCGUGGCCUGAGAGAAAUCUAUGGUGUCUCCACCUCAGGCUCUUCCCCUCUCCUUUGUGCUGAUGGUUCUACGCUCAUUACAGACAAAGAGAAAAUCUUGGAAAGAUGGGCGGAACACUUUGAAAGUGUGCUCAAUACACCUUCCAUCAUUAAUGAUGAGGCCAUUGAAAGACUCCCCCAGGUCCCAACGAACAAUUCACUGGACGCCGUCCCAACUUUUGAUGAGAUACAGACAGCGAUCCGCCAAAUGUCCAAUGGCAAAGUACCUGGCCCCGACAUGAUUCCUGCCGAAAUCUACAAGGAGGGUGGACCAGCGCUGACGGAUAAGCUAUUGGGCUUAUUCCAAAUCAUCUGGCAGACGGAAACUGUACCACAAGACCUCAAGGAUGCCUCAAUCAUCCACCUGUACAAACACAAAGGUAACCGCCAGACAUGCGACAAUCACCGCGGAAUUUCACUACUGUCCAUUGCAGGCAAGAUCUUGGCCCGAGCCCUUCUGAACCACCUGAAUGCACAUCUGGAGCUAGGUCACCUACCCGAAAGUCAAUGCGGUUUCCGCAAAAAACGCGGAACCAUCGUUAUGGUGUUUGCUGCUAGACAGCUUCAAGAGAAAUGCCAGGAACAAAAUACAGACCUAUAUACUACAUUUAUCGACUUGAAUAAGGCCUUGGCAGGGUCAAUAGAGCUGGCUUGUGGAAAAUCAUGAAGAAAUACGGAUGCCCAGACAAGUUCACAAACAUCAUCCGUCAGCUGCAUGAUGGUAUGAUGGCCCGAGUACAGGACAAUUGUCAAUCAUCUCCAGCAUUCCCCGUCACAAACGGUGUAAAACAGGGUUGUGUUCUUGCUCCCACACUCUUCAGUAUUAUGUAUUCCGCAAUGCUGUCUGAUGCGUUCAAGGACUCCACCAUGGGCUUGCCAAUCCGGUUUCGUACUGAUGGAUCAGUAUUUAACCUUAGGAGGCUUCAAGCUAAAACCAAGGUCAAACAUACCACGAUCAACGAGCUUCUGUUUGCAGACGAUUGUGCCCUUAAUGCUCCAUCAGAAGCCGUCAUGCAACACAGUGUUGAUAUCUUCUCAGAGGCCUGCAAUAACUUUGGCCUCACAAUCAACACAAAGAAGACUGAGGUGAUGUAUCAGCCAGCUCCCAGUAAGCCCUACGUUGAACCCAACAUCAUCAUCAGUGGACAGCGUCUCAACCCGGUGGAUAAAUUUACUUACUUGGGCAGCACCCUCUCUAGAUCUGUCGUCAUGGAUGAUGAAAUGAAUGGCAGACUCGCAAAAGCUAGUGCCCUAUUUGGCAGGCUCCGCAGCACUGUUUGGGACAGGAGAGGUAUCAGUCGUGAAACAAAGCUCAAGGUCUAUAGCGCAGCAGUCCUCCCGACACUGCUUUAUGGAUGUGAAACGUGGACUGUCUACCAGCGUCACGCCAAGAAACUGAAUCAUUUUCACACUACCUGCCUCAGGAAACUCCUCGACAUCAGGUGGCAAGACAAAGUCCCUGACACCGAGAUCCUCGCUAGAGCAAACCUACCUAGUAUCUUCACCACUCUGAUGCAGUCUCAGCUCCGUUGGAUGGGACACGUAGCCCGUAUGGCAGACCACCGGCUCCCGAAACAAAUAUUCUUUGGAGAACUCACGAUAGGCAAACGCUCCCAAGGAGGCCAAAGAAAGCGUUACAAAGACUCACUGAAAGUGGCACUAAAGGCCUUCAGCAUAAACCCUACUCAAUGGGUGCAGACAGCCCAGGACAGAGCCAGAUGGAGAGCUGCUGUCAAGAAGGGGGCUAAAUCCCAUGAAGCUAAGAGAAAAACCACAGCUGAGACACGCAGGCUUGUCCGAAAGAGCAACAUUAGGUCAUCGUCUGAAGCAACUAUUCCAUGCCCACAGUGUCAUAGAUUAUUCCGAGCAAGGAUCGGUCUAACAAGCCACCUAAGAGCUCACCGUAAUCCCCCCGCCCGCCCCUCACCGGAGAUUCGAAGGUCCUUGUUGACUUCGACGGACGAACAACAACCAACCAGUUUCUGCUAAUGUUAGUCCCUUUAUAUGUUUGAGACACAUGGAAACUGUGUGGGCGGCCAUCCAGGGGGGGGGGGUGUGUGUGAAGAUGGCACUUGACCAGAGCGCAAUUAUCAGGGGAUUCCAUUUUCUUUAUAUUAAGUGCACCAUUUUCUUCGCCACAUCACCACUUUUCAUAUUUAUGAUAUAGUGGCAGGGCUUUUACAAUAGCGUGAAAAUAUAUAUGUAUCAUGGAACAGAAUACUGAAAACAGCAAAAGCGGACAGAAGAUGAUACAAGGAUUUCGGCAAAAAUUAUUUUUCAACUGUUACUAUUAGAUGUUGUUUGUCCUUCAACUACCAAUAACACAAAGAGUAAUUCAGUAGAGAACAAAGUCAAAUUGAAAAGAUCUUACCCUUUAUACUAGGUGAAGUCCAAGAGAAAACUGAAUUGUUUAAAAUGUUUUAACAGGAUAUGUCCUUUUUUCCCUAUCAAAAGUUAGUUGAACACCUUAAUCUUUUUGAUAUUGCAACAGGAUUGAAAAUCUUGUAAAUAUGAAGGAAACAAUUUAUUGCUUGUUCUUUACUGUAUUUUUAGUUUUUGUUUUUCUAUGCUUCGCGUGUUUCAAAACAAGUUUGUAUCAUUUGUUCAGAUCAGCUGUUUUACACGGUACCUGGUAGCACAUGCCAUGACACUAAAGCUCCCACAUUGUCAUUCUGUGAUAUAUUGAGGUAAUAGCAAGUUCCCUGGUUCCUCUUGAUCAGAUAACCUGAUUAACAAGUUAAUGCUCAUACUGAUAGUGUGUCCCGGCUGCCUUGGUCAAUGAUCAACUUCUAAUCCCCCAUCCCUCCAAGACUUUCAUGGACUAUCUGUAUAUUCCAAAUUCACUGGGGGGAAGAGGAGGGGGAGCAGACGUGAUGCUUUGUAUCUGUCAUUACUUAACAACCAUUUAUCAAAGAUUGUCAAUAAAAAUACAAUGUUUGAAAUCCAUUGGCAAAGAGAACAAACAUUUGAGGCAUAUCUUUAUAAGACAUAGCUUUUUUAAACUUACCUUGUUCCUGGUAAAAAAAUUAUGAGUGGUUGUAGGGGGUGGGGAGGGUUGUAACCUUAAAUUUACCAUAUAAUUAAUGCUUUUAGUCUUAAAGUGAAAAAAUCUGACAACACAUUCUUCUGAAAAGACAAAUUUUUGUCGACCGACUGAUUUGUUAAUUUUUAUUUUAUGUUAAAAAUCACAUUAACCCACAAACUGUGCUUGUUAUUAUUCUGUACUGUUCAGGCAAUUAAGAGCUUUUUGGGUGCCUUUCAAAAUUGCACACACAAAAUUGCAGUUUGUUGCAUUUAUAUAAGAAAAAAUAGGAAUGUAGCGUUAAAUUAUUUUAUUUUAAUAUAACAAUGUUCUUAAGCAUAUUUAUACUUUCCUUCCUUAAUUUAUAUUAUCAACAUUCCUUAAUUUAUAAUAUCAACAAAUUGUAUAAGCAUGAUAGUUUUAUAUUGAGAAAUAUACAAGAAAUAUGGGGGAAAGGGAUGAGUGAAAAAAUGGCUCACGAAAUGUGGAGGAAAACUCAUGGUAAAAAAAAUGUGUUAUGCUGGAUAGAGCGCUAUGCUUCCUUACAUUGGUCUAAGCAUAAUAUAAUAUUAGGGUUCACAUAUGCAACAAGACCAAUCACCCUGCAGCUGCCCCCUUUCCUUGUUUGAACUCAAUUGUGAGAUUUUACAUACUCAGGCUAUGCCUGUGCACCAUAUUUAAAUGAGUUUUAGACAUUUAUUAUAUAUGAUCAACUUAAGGGCUUAAUUUCUUUUUCCACAUUUUUAAGUGAUUUUUAUUUUUAAAGGGGAACUUAAUAGUAAUGAGUUGAAACCCAGAACCCAGACAUUGUUUUUUUCUUUAUUUGCUCUGCUAUUAAUUUUAAAAUAUGUUAAAGUUAUCUAUUUUAAAUGUUUGAUCGUGUGCACAAGACACUCUUUCACUUUCAUUGUUUGUUUUUGUGGUGCAAAUGUGUUAAUAUAAAUAAUGGCAGCGAGUAUUUAAUAAUUCAUUCAUUCUUUAUGGCAGACUUGAGUUUUAAGCUACAGCCAAGGAAACAACUUCUCUCUAAGGCUUCUUUCAUUGACAUUGUCUGCAGCACCAGGUUUCUGUUUCCAAAUCCUAAUUAUUGUUCUGAACCAGGUUUCUUUGUGUUUUCAGCAAUUUAACUUUUACUUGGCUUGUGUCAGUGUUUUCAUGGAAUGUGAGCUUGGUGGCAUUUUACAGACAUGACCAUGCUAUGUUUUGUGAUGUGCCCAUAUUUUUGCUCUAGUUUUCCCUCCAUAUCAAUAAUAACAUUAUUUAAUAUAAACAUUUGUGUCUUCAAGCUGCAUUAAUGGUGGACAAAGCAAUGGAGCUGAAAUAUGUUGGUGGAGUUUUUGGUGGCAACAUCAAGCCUGUGCCAUUUCUUUGUCUGUUACUGAAGAUGUUACAGAUUCAACCAGAAAAAGAUAUUGUUGUUGAAUUUAUUAAGAAUGAAGACUUCAAGUAAGUCAAUUAAAUUCUAUCGUUUCCUUACUUUAUUUUCUGUGUGUCUUCGUUAUUUUAUUUUAAUCUCAAGCUCCCUUGCUAAUGAGCACAUUCAAAAUAAAUAAAUGGGUUAUAAAUAAAAUUAUUAUUCCAAGUUGAAUUUUCACUUCCUCUGCUUGCGAUGAAAUGUUUUUAGGGGCUACUUUAUUUUAGAAAGGGUUUAAGAGCAGCUAACCCAGACCUGUUUACUCUCACGAUUUUGGCGUACGGUGUAAGAUUUUGAGGUGUAUACAUUGUACAUACUGUAUGUUUAUUUUUUACUAUAAAUAUAAGGUGUUGGGCUAUUUGUGAUGAUAUUGUACGAUUUUAAGAGUUUGCCCGUAAACAGGUCUGCUAACCUGAAAUAGGAUUAAUUUUCUCAUUCAAGUAUUUGCUUUAAAACAUUGUACCUAGUCAGAUUUUUUUACUUGGGGAGGUUUUGCUAUCUUAUUUUCAAAAAUAUUCAUUUGAGAAUACAGAACGUUAUCAAAAGUUCCAACAGUAUAUUUAAGAUGAACCUGUAAGAAUCUUCCUAGAAGGGGGGGAGAUCCUUUUAUUUCAUUCUUUUAAUGUAUGAUACAUAGGUGUAAGCUAUUAGGGCACUAUUGUUUGUAAUAUAUUAUAACUAAAUAUGUUUAUCCUCUUUUAUCAUUUUAUAACAGAUAUGUCAGAGCAUUGGGUGCCCUGUACAUGAGGCUGACUGGUACAUCAGUUGAUUGUUACAAGUAUCUUGAACCUUUGUACUAUGACUACAGGAAAUUGAAACGUAUUGACAGAAAUGGAGGUAUAUUGUAAUAUGUUAAAAUUUAUCAAUUUCCUUUCUUUUAAAUCAGUUCAUUUUACUUAUCUGCUUUGAGGCAAAGAUACUGUGGUCAGUUUUCUGAUACAGUAACACUUCACUUUACAAAACAAAUUGUAAUUUCUCUAAUUUUCGGUCUGUAACUGUAAGUUAAUUCAUUCAUACCAAUUAUUACUGGUACAGUAAUCAAAGUAGAAUCUUCACUAUGAGAUUUCUCUUAUCUUACUUGUUGAAGAUUUUGUGCUUUUAUUGCAUUAGGUAUUGAAUCACUUUUCAGUGACAGUUUCUGUUGCACUUUUUUAUUCACUAUAUUUUUUUCUCUUUAAGCUUUUCACAUUGUCCACAUGGAUGAGUACAUUGAUGAGUUAUUGAGGGAGGAAAGGAUUUGUGACAUAAUCCUACCUAGAAUACAGGUGCAUUUUAAUUAGGAUUUGGUAUUUUAUAAGUGGGUAAUAUUCACAUUGGUCUUGGUGUUCAACAUUUAUCCAUGUUUAUGCUGAUGCAUGGAUUUUAUUAGAAAAGGGGAAGUUUAAAAACAAAUAAUAAGCUGGAGUUUGCUUGUUUCAGAAACGCAGUGUGCUGGAGGAAACUAAUAUCUUGGAGCCACGUGUCAGUGCCAUAGAGGAAGAUGUGGAUGAAGUGGAGUCUGAAGAGGAAGAGGAGAUAUUGAAGGUGAGUGUCAAGGCAUCAGAAGGACGGAGAUUAAUGUAAAGUCUGAUGGCAUGUAUCAAAGCUGAACUCACGGGUAGUAAAACGAGACUUGUGAGUGAGCUGAAGGAUGGGGGGGCGAGGGGGGGGGGGGGGGAAAGGGGUGGUCCGAGGAAGGAAUGAAUAUGCACCAUGAGAGAUGCCAGGUUUUAGUUCAUCUUGUGAUUUAAUAGGUCAUUUUAGAUCUUUUAGAGCUCUUCAUUGGAUUUCAUUGAGGGUGUUUGUUAUUUUUAUAGAAACUUUUCAUAGUUUUUAUGAUAAGACUUAUUUCAACUAGGUGGAUCUUUUGGCAUAGUCUUAAACUGGACAUGAUACCUUAUCCUGGACAGUAAGGAUAAUUUUAUUAUUCUUUUUGGUAAAUGGAUUAUCUGUUUGAGACAUCUAAUUUACACAGAAAUUUAGUUUACUGGCAAAUAUAUAUUUUUAAAAUUAUUUUCUGCAGCAGGAAGUUAAGAAAGUUGUUCCUCCCGCACCUGUUAAAGAAAACAAACCUCCACGCCUAAGCUCACCUCAUAGAAGAAGAACUAGCCCUAGAAGACGGUAAAUCAUACAUUCUCAGUUGGUUUAACAAAUUUUAUUUAAUUUCUGAUAUCCAUAACAAAUAUUUGAUUUUUGUCAAGCUGAAACAUUAGAAUUUGUAACAUUUAAAAAAAACAUCGUUAGGUUGGCUAUUGUGAAAAUGUAUCUUAAUUUAUUGAAAGCCUAAUGCACUCAACAAAAAAAUCAUUAAAAUACAAAAUUUGUUGUAUGCAACAAAAAAAUUCAUUGUUUUAGAGAGAACCAUCGACAUCGCAGUCCAAUUAAACGGAGAUCAAGAUCACGAGACAGGGUAGAUAAAAGACACAGAUCUCCAGGUGAGAGUUAAUAAAAAAUAAUAAGGGGAGGGGGGGGGGGUCCCAGAGUUAAAUUUUUUUUUUUUUUUAAAAAAAAAAAAAAAAAAAAAGAGAAAAAAAAAAAAAAAAAAAGAAGGGGGGGGGGGGGGGGGGGGGGUCCUAGAGAUAAUUUUUUUUUUUUGUACAGCUAAUUAUAAUCCUCAUCAUUAUUAAAUAAAAGUCCAUCCUUGUUACAACAGUUUUUUGUCCAACUUGUGGCAGUCUUUUUUUAAAAUAUAGAAAAAGGCUUAGUUAUAUGUUUUUAAUAUCUAACAAACUUCUGGUUGCUUUCUUUUAUGUUAAAUUAAAUACUCCAUAGUGUUUUCCUCCAUUAACAUGAUCAUUGUAAAUGUUGGAAGAAGUUUUUCAGUUGAUUAUAUUAUUUCUGAACACAAAAAAUAGAUGUCCUUUUUUUUUCUAAGAAUUAUUUUACUUUAUUCCUGUUUUUUGUAGACCACAAGCACAAGGAAGAUGACAGGUACAAGAGGAAUAACAAAAAGAUCCGUUAUGACAGGGAUGAUGACAGGCACCGGAAACGUCACAAUGAAAGGGACAGACAUCACAGAGACAAAGAUAGGGACUUGAGGGGUCACAGAGAUGACAGAAAGGAUGGCGGUCGGGAUGAUAAACGUGAAGAGAGAAGGGAUGAUAAGCGAGAUGAUCGACGGGAAGAUAAGAGAGAUGAUCGCAGGGAGGAUAAGCGAGAUGAGAGGAGGGAAGAUAAGCGGGAUGACAGGAGGGAAGAUAAGCGGGAUGACAGGAGGGAAGAUAAACGGGAUGAGAGAAGAGAUGAUAAGAAUAAGAAAAGCACCAACAGUAGUGCUGAACAAGAAAUUAAAGUAGCUAAUGAACUGCGAGCAAAGUUGGGCCUAGCACCUCUGAAGCCAUAGAAGAGUCAUUUGAAACCUUUAAAAUCUCACAAAGAUGUCUUGUAAAUAUUUUCAUGGUUGAACCACCACUUAUUUUUGUACAGUAAUUCAUUCAGUUAGUUUCAUGCUCCAUUAAACAUGUUAAACUAUUGAAGAGAAAUUGGCUAUAGAAUAACUUAUGAUCAUAUGUUACAAUAUGAUUGAAGGACAUUGUAUUUUGUUUUGAUGACCCAUUAAAUUCAUUGUGACUUGGAUGUUUAAUAUUUGUUGUUGUAUUUAUUCAGUGCAAUGUUAUUUUACCCGAUGUUACAGUGUCUGUUUAACCUGGAUCAC